AGUUUGAAAUGCUGGUACUAUGAGCACACGCUCCCUGAAAUAUAUAGUAUUUCAUUUUAUUUUAUAUAUUUUUUUCAUCUUAGUUUCAAUAUCUAAUGUGCAUGACAAUCUUCUAUUUUCUGAUUGCAAGGCUAAUUCGGCAAAAUGGGAGCCACCACAUGGUAGAUUCUUGCAAUUUUUAUACCCAUGGUCACAAUAUCUUAAAGUUGCAGCAGUGUUACGCCACUGUGCCUAUGAAGUUAUGGCACUUGAUACUAUUCUACACUCAGAAAUUCAGGCACCGUACAAUCUGCGAAUUCUAUUUGAGUCAGAAAUCAAAGAGGUAUCAAACGAAGUGGCAGACCUUAUAAGGAUUCUAGGAAGGGACAUCAGCAGCAUGAAAUGGAGCCUGAAAAACUCCCAGGUCAAGAGGGUUCACAGUGCUACCAAGAGGCUUCAACAUUCUAUGCAACUCCAUUCUUAUCUACUUCUCAAAACUACUUCUGAAGAAGAUAGUGAGAUAACGACAGACUUGUUACCUAGGAUGAGGGCCUUGGAGAGUACGGAAGCAUUGUCGCUGGUCAACUUCACUUCCUCGAUCAUCGAGUUUGUAGCGAGGGUUGACUACUUGGUAGAGGAAGUUGAUAGGCUUUCGAAGAUGGCCAAGUUCAAGCAUGAUGGACAGUAG
Molecule: messenger RNA, 667 nt
Organism: Arachis duranensis
Lineage: Eukaryota; Viridiplantae; Streptophyta; Magnoliopsida; Fabales; Fabaceae
Product: aluminum-activated malate transporter 9-like
Exons: 2
Coding region: 20-667 (215 amino acids)
Biological process (GO): malate transport
Cellular component (GO): plant-type vacuole membrane
Source: RefSeq, a predicted model, not a curated record